Girardinichthys multiradiatus is the source of this 2532-nucleotide messenger RNA. Its product is annotated as NXPE family member 3-like. Lineage: Eukaryota; Metazoa; Chordata; Actinopteri; Cyprinodontiformes; Goodeidae. The coding region runs from base 366 to 2384 and encodes 672 amino acids. The record is from RefSeq and is a predicted model, not a curated record. The transcript is spliced from 8 exons.
UGUCCCUGCCAGACUACCACUCCUCCUGGGAAACAGAUUGAAAACAAAACCUUUGAUCUUUUCGAUGUAGUUUAUGGAGUUUUUAUCUGGCUAGAAAAGGGUUGUGCCCCCCUUCCUGACACAGCACCUUUUCCUCACCACCUUCAGGUAAAUCUCUCCAACAGUGUCGCUAAACGCAGCUGCUCCUUCUAUUCACUAUCACCAAAGGAGGCUUACCUGGCAAGGCUACUAAAAGACUCAAUUGCAUGGCCUGAAACGCUUUCUUUAAUGUCUCACAUCUCGCUGAAUAACACCAGUGAUCCGGCUCACAGCACCUUCACCAUUCUCCCACCAAACAGAGGGGGACGUUGGAAGUUUUGAUAAAAAUGUAUGACUUCCAUGGUCAUCCCAAGAAGUCUGGUGGAGAUUUCCUACUUGCUCGGCUGCACAACCCUAGUCUUUAUGCAGGUGUGGCGGGGCAUGUAUUGGAUCAUGGCAAUGGUUCCUACACUGCUGUAUUCUCUUUACUCUGGGAAGGAAGAGCACAGGUUGAGGGCCAGAACCAGUCAUUAAUCACAUUGGGAGGCCAGACAUUAAGGAAACGUUUUCCUCUGAAGUAUGGCUUGAUCUUCCUGUUCUUGACUUUUUUUAUUUUAUGGGUCAUGUUUUAUAGUGUGAACUUCACUGAUCAUAUUACAUGCAAAUUAUCUGAGUUAAAGAAGAAAGUCCCCACCACUGAGGAUUCUUCACCAGCCACCAUAACUCUGAAACAUCCCACAGAGCCUCCUAUGCUUUCCAGUGUCUGCUCCUUCCAUUCCGUGUUACCUGAGGACACGCUUGAGUUAGGAUUUUUAAAAGACUACAUCACCUGGCCUGAAACAUCAUCUUUACCACUUACGUUUUCUCUGAAAGACACCAGUCAUCCAGCUCACAGCACCUACACCAUUCUCCCUUGUAACGGAGGGGGACGUUGGCAUGUAGGGGAUCAACUGGAGGUUUUGAUUAAAAUUAAUGACUUCAAUGGUCACCCCAAGAAGUAUGGUGGAGACGUUCUAUUUGCUCGGCUGCACAACCCUACUGUUCGUGCGGGUGUGGUGGGGAAAGUGUUUGAUCAUCACAAUGGUUCCUACACUGCUGUAUUCUCUUUACUCUGGGAAGGAAUAGCCGAGGUUGAGGUGAUCAUGAUCCACUCCAGUGAGGCAGUCACAGUUAUAGAAAGAGUCAACCUGGAACAGCCUGGUAGAAUUUAUUUUCGAAGCAUCUUCCGCUCAGGCACAGUUACUGAAGCUGCCAUUUGUAAUGUGUGCCUUAAAGCACCACCGGAGCAGCUGUGCAACUACACUGACAUCCAAACAGGUGAGCCCUGGUUCUGCUACAAGCCAAAAAAACUCAAGUGUGAACACAGGAUCACCCAUUCAUUUGGAGGAUUCACACUAAAACCAAUGUCCAUGGACAACACGCUCUUUCAAAUUGGUGUCAACAUGAAAGCCUCCAUUCGGUCAUCUGGACCUUCCAAAAUCACCAUUUUACCAAAAUCAAAAGUUGUCAAUGAAACAGUCCCAAUUUACACAUCAGGUCUAGGAGAAGCCGUGAGGACUAGACCUGCUGGUUAUUACUAUCAGGGUGCAUGGCGAGCACUUGAUGGCACCACAGUUCGUCAGUUUAACAACGGCACAGCAAUGAGCCAGUGUCUGAAAGGGAAGGUGGUCCACCUGUAUGGAGACUCCACCAUCAGACAGUGGUUUGAAUAUUUAGUUGCAAAAAUACCAGGUAGAUGCCAAGUAGAAAUGUCUGCCAGCAAUGAGAAUUGGUUCACACUUCUUUCUGAUCUAUUCUCUGUUAUACAUUCAGAUCUCAAGUUGUUUGACCUGAAAAAUCCCCCAAAAACUGGACCAUUUAUGGCCUUGGAUUAUACAAACAACAUCUUAGUGACAUUCCGCUGCCAUGGUCCUCCUAUUCGUGCUCCUGUGUUGCCGGUCAGUCAGUUACAUUUUGUUGCCAACGAACUGGACAGUGUGGUUGGAGGUAACAACACUGUUGUAGUUAUUGGGGUUUGGGCACACUUCAGCACUUUUCCUGUGGAGGUCUACGUUCGACGUCUGCUGAGCAUAAGGAGGGCAGUGGUGCGGCUAUUAACUAGGGCUCCAGAUACACUGGUUGUCAUCAGGACUGCUAAUCCUAAGAGGCUGACAGUGCAAGAGUCAGUGACCACUGAUGAUUUUUAUUUUUUACAACGUGAUAAGAUACUCAGGGCAAUAUUCAAAGAAGUGAAUGUCCGACUGCUGGAUGCCUGGGAGAUGAGCCAGGCCCACUACCUUCCACAUGACCUCCACCCACCACCUCCCAUUAUUAAGAAUAUGAUAGAUGUUGUUUUGUCCCACAUAUGCCCCAGUGGUGAACUUUAAAGAAGCAUCCAAGAAGUAGAAUACUGUAGAUCUGGGUAGUCGGGGAAGAUAUUGGUGAUUGGUAACACUUACUUUACAGUUUGACCUCUAUCUUCAAUGUGUUAAAUAUUCAAUAAAAAUACACUAAGAACUUAGUGUCUUUCCUCAA